AUGGUCAACGCAUUCGCUGAGGAGCUGAAGGCUCGUGGUAACGAGGCCUUUGCGGCGAAGAACUAUGAGGAGGCCAUCGUACUUUACGACAAGGCCAUCGAGGUGGACUCAACGAACUUCAUCUAUUACAACAACCGCGCCGCGGCGUACCACGAGCUCAAGAACUACGCCAAGGCGAUCGAGGAUGCCAACAAGUCCAUCGCGAUCGAGAACAACGCCAAGGCGCACGCCCGUCUCGGAGCCGCGCUGUGGGGACAGAUGAAGUACCGUGAGGCAAAAAACGAGUUCGAAGUGGCAGCGGCAAUGGAUCCCUCUAAAACGUCCAUCAAGGACAGCAUUCAAGCCCUGGAGCAGCUCAUCAACCCAAUGGCCUCCUCCUCCGCCUACGCGAAUCGCCGCGGUGUGCCGCACCCGUACGAGUACGCCCGCGCGGCGGCAGCGGCCAGCGCGGCAGUGCAGACGUUUGGCGGCGAGUUUGUUUCUGUGGAAACAGGCACGAUCGGCCUCGUGCUUGACGUCGCCGUCAUCGUAUUGGCGGCAAUGCAGGUGGUGGCGUCGAUUUUUGCGCCGUCCAUGGCGAGCACCCUCUGGACGUACGUUCUGCUCAUCACCAUGGGCCAGCAGGCCAUGGUGAUGCGCAUGCGUAACCUCCUGCAGUUCAAGAUGGACAUCCUGAGCUCGUGGACGUCGCACUUCCCCUCUCUGCUGUUCGCCCUAUGCUUCUUUGCCCAGCUCACCGGCGUUCGGCCGAUCAUGUUUAUGGUAGUCUUCAUUGCCGCCUACGGCGUGCUCGAUCUGGUGCACAAGCGCCAGAAGGUCGCCGCCCUGAUGGGUCCCAUGUACCAGUUUAUUGCCCCGUACAUGCAGCAGGCCGAUUUGGCUAAGGACGCGAUUCACGUCUUCACCGCUACUGUCGAAGCGCUGCUCCUGUUCACUGUCAUGCUCACCGGCGGCACCUUCUUCACGCUGGUGUACAUUCAGUACGCAAAGUACCGCUACAACCACGACGGCUACGUGAAGCUCGCCUUCAAGGGCUUGCGGAUGAAUAUCACCCGCAUGACUACCAAGUCAUUUAUGCCGCAGGCGGUCGACCGCUAUGCCCAAAAAUUCUUUGACCUGCUCGACAAGGUCGCCAGCCAGUCGAUUUAA
Messenger RNA from Leishmania mexicana MHOM/GT/2001/U1103, 1149 nucleotides. RefSeq lists its product as hypothetical. Gene Ontology annotation, biological process: post-translational protein targeting to endoplasmic reticulum membrane. Lineage: Eukaryota; Euglenozoa; Kinetoplastea; Trypanosomatida; Trypanosomatidae. Gene Ontology annotation, cellular component: membrane; TRC complex. The record is from RefSeq and is a predicted model, not a curated record. The transcript has a single exon. Bases 1 to 1149 code for a protein of 382 amino acids. Gene Ontology annotation, molecular function: protein binding; molecular adaptor activity.